This is a messenger RNA of Lactuca sativa (garden lettuce), 876 nucleotides long. Lineage: Eukaryota; Viridiplantae; Streptophyta; Magnoliopsida; Asterales; Asteraceae. The record is from RefSeq and is a predicted model, not a curated record.
AUGGAACUACUCUUUCUUGAAGAAAUUGCAAAUGAGUUUGUAGCAGAGUCAUCUAAUAGGACUCAAUCAGCAGAUGAUGGAGAGCCCAAAAACGUUGAAAUGGAUUUGAAUGAGACCAGCUGGGUAGACGCGAUGCAUGAAGAGCUUAAUCAGUUUGAAAAACUCGGGGUUUGGAAAUUGGUUGACUUACCAAAGGGAAAAAGGGCUCUUGACACGCGUUGGGUCUAUCGUAAUAAGCAAGAUGAUUCGGGAGUGAUUGUCAGAAAUAAAGCAAGGUUAGUGGUUUGUGGGUUUCGACAGAUUGAGGGUCUUGACUAUACUGAGCUUUGCAAGGAGUUUGAAGGCGUAAUGAAAAAAUGGUUUGAGAUGAGUUCUCUUGGGGAGAUGACCAUGUUUAUGGGGCUUCAUGUCAAACAAUCUUCUACCGGAAUCCUUAUUCAUCAAGCAAAGUAUGUGGAUGAUAUACUGGAGAAGUUCGGGUUCAGAGAUGCGAAAACUGCUCUUACACCCACGGCGAAGAGACCUCUACGGGCUCCUAAUCAUGAAGGCGAAUCCGUAGAUCAGACGUAUUAUCGAUCGAUGAUCGGUUCGCUCAUGUAUCUGACUGCUAGUCGUCCAGACAUAAUGUUUGCAGUCUGUCAAUGUGCACGCUUCCAGGCCAAUCCUAAACUUUCUUAUCUUAUUGCUGCUAAACGGAUUUUUCGGUAUCUCAAAGGUUGCCCAAAAAUGGGCUUUUGGUAUCCGAAAAAUCCAGAAUUUGACCUUUAUGCUUUUGUAGACAGCAACUAUGGCGGGUGUGAGCUUGAUAGAAAAUCGACGUUAGGAGGAUGCCGAUUUCUUGGAGAUAGACUGGUCUCAUGGCAGUGCAAGAAGUAG